AUGGCUUCGGAAGUGGCUUUCGUUGAGAAAUUUGUGGGUGUAUCGUUUUCAUCCUUCAUGGCAUUUGAGAAGACCUUAAAUGAAUACUUGAAGGAUAACUUUGUGAUAUUUGAGCGUUCAUCCAGUAAUCGAAGCACCAACAUUAUUUUGCGUUACGAAUGGGUGUACUACAAAUGCAGCAGACGCCCUCCAAGAAAAACGGAAAGCCAUGAGCAGUUAGUUUUUUUCCAUCUGUGGUUUGUGUCAUUGCCAGCUGCACAACUCAACCGAGGUGAGCCCAACACCGUCUACGUCGAUCUGGCGGGACAGAGAGGCCAGUUUUUUUCCAUCUGUGGUUUGUGUCAUUGCCAGCUGCACAACUCAACCGAGGUGAGCCCAACACCGUCUACGUCGAUCGACUUGGCGGGACAGCACUCAUCGGAGGGGUCAGCAGUCGUGAUGAUGGGUAUUUGGUUCCCCUUGGUACCUGCUAAGUGGUCGAUCUUCGCCCGUUGA
Messenger RNA from Opisthorchis viverrini, 495 nucleotides. RefSeq lists its product as hypothetical. The coding region runs from base 1 to 495 and encodes 164 amino acids. The transcript is spliced from 2 exons. NCBI's taxonomy places the organism in Eukaryota, Metazoa, Platyhelminthes, Trematoda, Opisthorchiida, Opisthorchiidae. The record is from RefSeq and is a predicted model, not a curated record.